AGCUUCAAGAAGCGCGUUGUUGUCUAUAGCUGUGACGGGUCAUAUCGCCGCCGAGAGUAUGAUUCCAUUCGCUUGGCGCCCAGGUUUCGGUGGACUUGAAGAUACGAUUCUCUGUUACCUUACUUCGCAGUUUCCCAAAUGUGCAGAGAGAAUCGUUCUAGAAACAUAUCUUAGUCGAAUUUACACAAUUUGGUAUCGUGGGUUAUAUCUAGGUAGUGUCGGAAUUGCCCAUCCGUUGGCUAUAAAGGGACGCCGUCUGCUCUCCUGAACUUUGAAGAAUUUCAUCAGCAAGUAGCCUGAACAGAAUCACUGGCUACCGUAUGUUCUAAAUAACUUCAAAACCUUUUCAUCAAGAUGAAGUUCACCGUCGGUCUUUCUUUCCUCGCCGCACUGGCCAGUGCUGUAUCGGUCGAUCUGACCAAGCGCGACUCCCCUCUCGAUGUCAAACUUGAGAUGGUUGGCAACACCGCCGUUAAGGCUAGCAUUACUAACACGGGCGCCAUUGACGUGAAGGUCUUCAAGACGGGUACUUUCCUAGAUGAGAAUACUCCCACCGAGAAGGUUGAGAUUUUCCAAGCUGGAAAUAAGCUCCAGUUCGAUGGAAUUCGUCUCCGCAUUAUGACCAGUGGACUCAGUGAGGAGGCUUUCCGGAUCAUCGCUGCUGGUGAGACUGUGGAGGCUACGUUCGAUGUUGGUCAGGUCUACGACCUCAGUGCCGGCGGCAAGUAUGAUGUUGUCUCCAAGGGCGCCCUUAGUUAUGCCGAGGUCAACACCACCGACCUUGCUGGCGUCUACUCUAUCGCCGGUAGCUCCGUUACCGCCGAAGUCGAUGGUGUUGCUGCGAGGGAUGUUCGCCGUCGAUUCCAUGCUAAACGUAUCGACGUACAACAGGACUGUACAGGCUCGAAGCUCAGCUCUACUAACACUGCCGUCAAUAAUUGUCGUUCCCUGGCCUCUGCAGCAUCAACUGCAGCAUCUUCUGGCUCGUCCACCAGGUUUACCGAAUUUUUCAAGACGACUUCUAGUUCGACUCGUAGCACUGUAGCAAGCGUCUUCACUAAGGUUGCUAGCGAGUGCGGAAGCACCUCAAGCGGCGUUUCCGACCUGUACUGCACCGACGUAUACAGCUCGUGUUCCUCAAAUGUCUUGGCUUACACGCUCCCGUCAGCUUCAUUCAUGGUUAAUUGCAACCUAUACUACACAGCGCUGCCUGCUCUGACCAGCACAUGCUACGCCCAGGACCAGGCUACCACCACCCUCCAUGAAACCACCCACCUGACUCAAAUCGCCGGCACCGAAGACCUUGGAUACGGUUACGACGCUGCGACCAGACUAACGACAAAUCAGGCUCUUAACAACGCAGACACGUACGCAAUCUUCGCAAAUAGUGUGUUCAAUAAUUGCUAAACGAUAUCCUCGUGUUGUGAUCAUGAGGAUUUGGCUCGGGUAUUUGAAGUUUCAUCACUGUCGGGAGGCGUUGAGCUAUAUUCAAUACCAAGCUACCUAGGUAUUUAUUAGCGGUCUAUUCAUACGAAGCAGUAUUAUGACAUGUCAGAAAGGGGGGCUAGCUUUGUAUGUAUACGAGUACCUCUGCACUAGUAACUUGUAGGCUCUUGAAUAAUAACAGCUACUAUCCUUGGCCCGAUGACGGUUGAACUUGUUGAGCCAUUUUCGAUAGCUAGUGAUUUAUGUGAUCUGGUCUGUUGGGAUGGCCUCGAUUCAGGGGUAAGUCGUUGUGUACGUACCCAAAGUAUAUUUAAUGUUCGUCCUUCAAUCUAAGUUCUAG
Hypoxylon trugodes is the source of this 1786-nucleotide messenger RNA. Its product is annotated as Deuterolysin metalloprotease family-domain-containing protein. The record is from RefSeq and is a predicted model, not a curated record. Bases 355 to 1407 code for a protein of 350 amino acids. Gene Ontology annotation, biological process: proteolysis. The transcript has 4 exons. NCBI's taxonomy places the organism in Eukaryota, Fungi, Ascomycota, Sordariomycetes, Xylariales, Hypoxylaceae. Gene Ontology annotation, molecular function: metalloendopeptidase activity.